This is a messenger RNA of Papilio machaon (common yellow swallowtail), 1197 nucleotides long. RefSeq names its product protein numb (gene numb). The coding region runs from base 16 to 1197 and encodes 393 amino acids. The record is from RefSeq and is a predicted model, not a curated record. NCBI's taxonomy places the organism in Eukaryota, Metazoa, Arthropoda, Insecta, Lepidoptera, Papilionidae. The transcript is spliced from 6 exons.
CCGCCGCGCGCCGGCAUGGAGCGGCUGAGGCGGUCGUUUCGCGAGUCGUUCCGGCGGCGCAAAGGCACCCCGCCGGAGUCGGCACGCCCGCACCAGUGGCACGCGGAUGAAGCAGCCGUGCGCGCCGGCACCUGCACUUUCCCCGUCAAGUACCUCGGCUGCGUCGAGGUGUUUGAGUCGCGUGGCAUGCAGGUCUGCGAAGAGGCCAUUAAAGUACUCAGAAACUCUCGUCGGCGACCCAUCCGCGCCGUUCUGCAUGUGAGUGGCGAUGGACUGCGCGUCGUCGAAGAGGAGACCAAGGGACUUAUCGUCGACCAGACCAUCGAAAAGGUGUCGUUUUGUGCGCCCGACAGAAAUCAUGAAAGGGGAUUUAGCUACAUCUGCCGCGACGGCACUACACGCCGUUGGAUGUGUCACGGGUUCCUGGCGGCGCGCGACAGUGGCGAGCGGCUGUCGCACGCGGUGGGCUGCGCGUUCGCCGCCUGCCUCGAGCGCAAGCAGCGGCGCGACAAGGAGUGCGCCGUCUCCAUGAGUAUCGACGCCGCCAGCCACGCCUUCACCAGGCAGGGCUCCUUCCGCAAAUCCGGUAUAACACGUCGCGCGUCGGAAGCGGACACGCCGUCAGUGACGCCAGGCGUGGGCGUGGGCGGGGGCGUGGUGAACUCGGGGGGUGGGGUGGGCGCGCGACCACACAACCCCUUCGCAGUGGAGCGGCCGCACGCCGCGCCUCAUCUGCUCGAGCGACAGGGCUCCUUCCGCGGCUUCGCGCACCUCAACAACAGUUCUCCUUUCAAGCGUCAGAUGUCGCUGCGCAUCAGUGAGCUGCCGUCGAACCUGGAGCGGCAGCGCAUGGGGCUGGGCUCCCCGCCCUCCGCCCUGCCCGCCCCCAGCCCCGCGCCCGCCCUGCCCGCCCUACCCGCCAUACCCGCCCACAAACCUGACGUCACGCCACUAGACGAGUUGUCGUGCGGCGCGGACCCGGUGGCGGCGAUGUGCCAGCAGCUGUCGCUGGAGCUGCGCGCGCUGGCGGAGGAGCCAGUGGCGGCGCGCGGUUUGCCUCACCCCGACGCAUGGCUCGGCCGCGUCGCCCAAACCGCGCCCCCCGCCCCCGCCCCCGCCCCCGCGGCCCCGCCCCCAGACUGCGCGCCCCGCCCCCUCGCCAGCACCAACCCCUUCCUCACGCCCGCGCCGCUCUAA